AUGGCACAAGCACUGCCUACUUCGUCUGGCCCACCGGGUGAAGAUGCUUCGUCUAACUUCCUUAGUAAACUACAGCAGGCCUACGAUAAGGGGUUCCAAGACGGUUUGAAGUGCUCACAGGAAGCAAUAGCACCUCCUUGGCCUUCAUUCUCCUUCGCAACAUCCACUGAGCAGGGUAUUAGGGCAAUGAACAAUUACGCUCAACCCAUGGCAUCCCCUUGGCCUUUAUUCUCAUUCGCAACAUCAAGUGAGCAUGGUAGCAGCUCAACGGACAACUACACUCAACCCACAUCGUCGAUCUGGACAAAUAGCGGUUUGAUACCACACCUCCAGAGCCAGCCCGAGAUUGAGCUUGCUUCGCAGGGCAUCGACCUUGACGCAUGGUUGUCGCUCAACCCCAGAGCACCAGCUGCAAACAUAGGCGGUAGUGAACUGCCUAGUCACUCAUCAGCGGAACUCCCAUCAAAUGUGCACCCUGAAGGCCACGUCAUCGUGCCUCGGACUGAAAGUGAGACAGCGAGGGACCAAGGCCCGUCAUUCAAGGAGCCAUCCAGUAUCCUCUUAGCUACAUAUGCAUCGCCAAAUAUCGGAAUAGAGUCACCGGAAGAACAAUACCUUGAAAAUAUCAACGUCAAGAGUUACUCUCCUUUACUUGAUCAACGCAAGGAACUUGAUCAGAACGAAGGAGACAACCUUGCAAGUCUAAUAGAGAAGGACCACGACAAGGUGCUGAACAAUACGCCUUGUAACACAUUUCCUGUGAAAUUGCCCUAA
Messenger RNA from Exophiala oligosperma, 774 nucleotides. RefSeq lists its product as uncharacterized. NCBI's taxonomy places the organism in Eukaryota, Fungi, Ascomycota, Eurotiomycetes, Chaetothyriales, Herpotrichiellaceae. The transcript has a single exon. The record is from RefSeq and is a predicted model, not a curated record. Bases 1 to 774 code for a protein of 257 amino acids.